GGGGCAUGUGAUGUGGGUGUGGGAAUGGCUGCCGCGCUCCCGGCAGAGCUCGGCUGCCGGGUCGCCAUCUCGGCCUCCUCCCACGCAAAUGGCCUCACAGUGAGCUCAAACUUUACUCGGUCGCAGAUGGCUUUUGGCUCCUGGGGGGAAUGUGCCGCCGACUGAUGACCGACCAAGAGAGCCGCUCCGACGAGGUCAUUAAGCUAAGCCUGAGCCUCUGCUGUGGAAGAGAGAAGAGAAGAUUCCAAGAAGCUAAAGACCCACCCAACAGCUGCCAGAUCCAUCGUCACCCAACUGCACUGCACGACGGCAUUCCAUCCUCAGCAAUCGCCACCUUUUGGCCUCAGCACAGCGCACACUGUACCUAAUUCUGCACGACCCACACAGAAAGCAGCGAAGAAAAUCCACCAAAGGAACGCGGCCAAUCUGGUGCGGUCCUGGUGGUUUCGAGCUCCGCCCAAGUGCUCGCCGCCGAUCCCAAUCCGGCCAGUAUCCGCCGCCGGAGCUUCGGUCGGCUGCCCCCCCCCCCCCACGUCGCCAGAGGAACCAACCAUGGCAGGCUCCAUGGUGGACCGGGCCACCAGCGACAUGCUCAUCGGCCCGGACUGGGCGAAGAACAUGGAGAUCUGCGACAUCUGCAACCGCGACCCCGGGCAAUCAAAAGAUGUCGUGAAGGCACUCAAGAAAAGGAUUGUGCAUAAAAAUCCAAAAGUUCAACUUCUUGCACUAACUCUGUUGGAAACUGUUAUCAAGAACUGUGGGGAUAUACUCCACAUGCAUGUUGCAGAGAGAGAUGUAUUGCAUGAGAUGGUGAAGAUAGUGAAGAAAAAGUCUGAUCCGCGUGUAAAAGAGAAGGUACUGGUGCUAAUAGAUACAUGGCAAGAAGCUUUUGGGGGACCACGUGCAAGAUAUCCACAAUACUAUGCAGCAUACCAUGAGUUGGUGCGUGCUGGAGCUGAAUUUCCCAAGAGGUCUGAGAGACCUGCACCUUUGUUUAACGGCCAAUCUGAAGCAACGAAGAAUAUGCGUAGUCCUGAUCAACAGGAUGAAGCUGGAUCUUCUGCUGCCAAUGGCUUUCCUGCUUUGAGCAUGUCAGAGAUUCAGAACGCUCGUGGUAUCAUGGAUGUACUAGCAGAGAUGCUGAAUGCCUUAGCCCCUGGAAACAGAGAGGGACUAAGGCAGGAGGUAAUUGUGGAGCUUGUUGAUCAGUGUCGUAAUUACAAGCAGAGAGUGGUGCAGCUUGUGAAUAGUACCUCGGAUGAGGAACUUAUGUCACAGGGCCUUGCACUGAAUGAUGAUUUGCAGCGCGUUCUAGCAAAACAUGACGCAAUAGCAGCAGGCAUCGCAGUUCGAGUGGAGAAAAAACCAAAGUCUCUACAAGCACUUGUAGAUACCAAGGAUUCUGCAAACCAGGACUCUAAUAAAGAGAUGGCACUCGUAGAUAUUGAGGAUCCCACAAGCCAAGAUUCUAAAAAAGAGCCAAAUCAAAGUACAAGUGACCAAUCUCCUUUUGAGCAAUUAGCGCUUCCGGCACCACCAGUGUCAAAUGGCACAGCAACCUCUGCACCAAAAGCUGAUCCUGUCAUCGAUCUUCUUAGCUGGGAUGAUACCCCAACUACAGCAGAAAAUCCACUUGCUCUUGUUCCGGUCACUGAUCCACUUGCUGACUCUACUUCAUCAAAUCAUAAUGCACUAGCAAUUGUCGACAUGUUUUCACAAAACAAUACCACCAAUAGCAACGCUAAUGCAGCUAGCCCCUUUGGUCUCAAUUCAAGUUCCACUAUUCCGGGAUCUCAGCCGUACAACACUCCAACUCAGCAUCCUUUACAGCCACAACAGCCUCAGCAGACGGCGCUUUAUCCAAAUGGGGGUGCUGUGAACCCUGGAACAUCUUACGAUCAGGCAUCCCAGUUUAAUAACAUGAGUUCUGGGUGGAAUGGUCAAGUUGCCAACCCCAUGGCACCCCCACCACAGCAAGCACCGAACUAUGAAGAUCAAAGUGGAACCCUUCCGCCACCUCCCUGGGAAGCUCUGUCAGCGCCAAGCAAUGAAGUGUCAAAUGGCCAAUUGGGAGGUAUGCAACCUCUCCCAACACCAGCCGGUCAGAUCGGUGGGAUGCAACCACUGCAACCGCAGAUUAACCACAUGGGAAUCCCACAAACCCAGCCAAUGUACAGCAACCAACCAGGAGUCGUGUUGCCUCAAGCGAUGCAACCUGGCCAAACUGCUGGAACACAGAUGCAGCCAGGCUUUGGGAACCAGUUUGGUUCGCUACCACCAAAUUCCAUGCCAGGCAUGCAAUUCACCAGUAUGCAACCUCCACAGAUGCUUGGAUCGCAACCAGUCAUGAUGUAUCCGCAACAAAUGCCAGGUGCACAGUAUGGAGCAGUGCCUCAACAGCAGCAAAUGUACGGUGGUCAGCUGGCAGGGUAUAUGCAGCAUCCUGCUGUGGCUGCUGCACAUUACUACAAUCAGGGAAGGCCAACGUACGGGUACCCUGGUGCGAACGGCCUCUCUCAGAGGAUGUAUGGUCUCUCUGUGCAGGACAACUCGUAUAUGGGGAUGAGCUCGUCCUACCAGACAGCACCCUCCCCUUCACCCUCCAUGGGGCAACCUAUCAGGCCAAUGAAGCCAGAAGACAAACUUUUUGGUGACCUCCUUAGUAUUGCCAAGACGAAGAAAGCUUCAUGAGACGAUGAGUUGGAGUGUGGGUGGUCUAAUAUAUUCUCUCUAUUUUUGCGAUUUUUCAUGCGGUUUGAUCUUACACUUGUAGCAUUAUUUGAAUGUAUAAGCUUCAGUUUUUUUUCCUCCCUAACUGUGGCCCUAUUGAUUCCAUUUGAUUCGUUAUGCCGUGUGUACUGAUCACGCCAGAGAGGACGCUGGUAAAUGAUGAUUCAAUAAAGAGGUGUGCAGUACUUCUCCGUUU
Molecule: messenger RNA, 2926 nt
Organism: Phragmites australis (common reed)
Lineage: Eukaryota; Viridiplantae; Streptophyta; Magnoliopsida; Poales; Poaceae
Product: TOM1-like protein 9
Exons: 10
Coding region: 553-2691 (712 amino acids)
Biological process (GO): protein transport to vacuole involved in ubiquitin-dependent protein catabolic process via the multivesicular body sorting pathway
Molecular function (GO): phosphatidylinositol binding; ubiquitin binding
Source: RefSeq, a predicted model, not a curated record